Penicillium waksmanii is the source of this 1074-nucleotide messenger RNA. RefSeq names its product isocitrate/isopropylmalate dehydrogenase family protein. Gene Ontology annotation, molecular function: NAD binding; oxidoreductase activity, acting on the CH-OH group of donors, NAD or NADP as acceptor. Bases 1 to 1074 code for a protein of 357 amino acids. NCBI's taxonomy places the organism in Eukaryota, Fungi, Ascomycota, Eurotiomycetes, Eurotiales, Aspergillaceae. The record is from RefSeq and is a predicted model, not a curated record. The transcript has 2 exons.
AUGUCACCAACAUACCGCAUCGCCUCCAUCCCCGGUGACGGCAUUGGUCCCGAGGUGGUUAGCGCCACCAUUCAAGUCGUCGAGAAACUCGCCAAAAAACUGGGGAAAUUUCAAAUUGACUUCACCCAUAUUCCCUGGGGAACUCAAUACUAUAAAGAGACUGGUCAAUAUGUCUCGGAUGAUUGCUUAGAAACGCUACGCAAAUUCGAUGCCGGCCUGUUCGGAGCCGUUGGUGCGCCGGAUGUCCCUGACCACAUCUCCCUAUGGGGUCUUCUGCUAGCCAUUCGUGGUCCGUUGCAGCUUUAUGCCAACGUCCGUCCCGUACGAACAUUCCCAGGAACCAAAUGCCCACUGAACACUGCCACAGAGGGUAUUGACUGGAUGCUUGUUCGCGAGAACUCGGAAGGUGAAUAUUCUGGUCAAGGUGGACGCUCACAUGUUGGACAAGAAUGGGAAGUCGCAACUGAAGUCGCAAUUUUCACUCGGGUCGCCAUUAAGCGCAUCAUGCGGUUCGCUUUUGAGACAGCGCAGUCUCGUCCUAAGAAGCACUUGAUCGUUGUCACCAAGAGUAACUCUAUGCGAAAUGGUAUGGUUCUCUGGGAUCAAGUUGCUUCUGAGGUAUCGAAGGACUUUCCCGACGUGGCCUGGGAGAAAAUGCUUGUCGAUGCGAUGACUGUCCGAAUGGUGGCUAAACCACAAUCAAUCGAUACUAUCGUCGGAACCAACCUGCAUAUGGACAUUCUCUCUGAUCUCGCCGCCGGACUUGCUGGAUCUAUCGGAGUUGCCCCCUCGAGUAACUUGGACCCAACUCGCAAAAAUCCGUCUAUCUUUGAGCCUGUUCAUGGUAGUGCUUUUGACAUCACUGGAAAGGGCAUCGCAAACCCAGUGGCAACGUUUUGGUCAGCAUCAGAGAUGCUCAUUUGGAUCGGGGAGAAGGAGGCCGCGGCGAAGCUUAUGCAAUGCGUCGAGACAGUCUGUGCUGCCGGUACAUUAACGCCCGAUCUUGGUGGAACCGCGAACACCCAGGGGGUGGUCGAUGCGGUUUGCGCGGAGAUUGAAAAAUUGCAUAGCUGA